AUGUCGAGAGAGCCAGGCCAGACAAACAGGAAAUGGUGUCCUGAAGACAUCCAGUCUUUUGCUUUGAAAUCAGUGCCGUUUGACCACGGCUUUCUCUUUCCUUCUCAGUCGAACAAUUUUCUUUUGUCUCGUCUGUCGAAUUAUUUGGCUGGAGACGAUUUCAAAGAGAUAUUACUAGCCGCUGCAAUGAACCAACGCAUUCGUCCUCGGCCUUUCAUUCUUUUUCACUAUCUUUUUCACUUUCUUUCUUUCUUUCUUUCUUUCUUUCUUUCUUUCUUUCUUUCUUUUUUGUUUUAUUCUUUCUUUCUCUCUUUUUUUAUUUCCCGGCGUUCAUUCAUUCAUAUUUUUUUUCUUAAUAUCCUCGAUUUCUUAUUUGCAUUUUUUCAUUCUUUUUUCCAUUACUUUUCCUUUUUGUUCUAUCUUUCUUUCUUUCAUUUUUUUCUUCUUCGGUUUACUCUGUAUUUUCCAUCUAUUCAUUGUCUUCCUCUUUAUGCCAUUUUUCUCUUUUUCCUAUAUCAAUUUACGACCUCCAUUCUCAUAAUUCGCUAUCUCUCUCUCUAUCUCUCUCUCUCUCUCUCUCUCUCUCUCUCUCUCUCUCUGUAA
Messenger RNA from Acanthosepion pharaonis, 603 nucleotides. NCBI's taxonomy places the organism in Eukaryota, Metazoa, Mollusca, Cephalopoda, Sepiida, Sepiidae. The record is from the annotation of a GenBank genome assembly.